Dovyalis caffra is the source of this 2244-nucleotide messenger RNA. The record is from the annotation of a GenBank genome assembly. Lineage: Eukaryota; Viridiplantae; Streptophyta; Magnoliopsida; Malpighiales; Salicaceae.
AUGUCCGUUCUCCACCGGGACCUCCUUCCUCUCUCCCUCCACUACCCAAACAACACCCCAGUCCUCCCCUAUCCCACCCGUAGACUUCACUAUCCCCAUCACCAAACACUCCCAAAAAUCCUUUGCGCCACAAAACGAACGGGAAAGAAAAGGUACCCGUCAGAGAAGAAGAAACUCAAAUUGAAGCACAAAGAAGCUCUGACCGAUGUCAAGAACAAAUUUGAAGGCAUUUGGAGGCUGUCCAAGCUUGCUGUUUCGGUUCAAAACGACCCCGGAAAGGAAUUUCUCGGCGUCUCCGACGGCUUGCUUCAAGAAAUUGCCAAAGCUAUCAAGUUCCCGGUUGCUUCAAUGUUGCCACCAGAAGCAUUUUCGGUUAUAAGGAAAUCAUUUGAUGCGAGAAAGAUGUUAAAGGAGGCAAAAUUUGUUUAUACAGUGGAUAUGGAUGUGAGUGAACUAAUAAAUCUAGAACCUCGUACUAGGGAUUUCAUUUCGGACUUAGAGCCUAGAGUUGGGCUUAUAGAACACGUGCCUCGACAAAGAGUCUUGGGUGAUAUAAUUAGUGUGAUACAAGAUUGUAAAAAGGUCGAGGGAGAAAGGUUGCCAAAAGACGGUGGACUUGAUGGUUAUUCUAGUGAUGCAGGUGCACAUAAGUAUGUGGCAAGCAGAAAACCAAAAAUUGCAGUUGUGGGUAGUGGACCGUCUGGGUUGUUUGCUUCUCUGGUUCUUGCUGAACUUGGUGCAGAUGUUACUUUGAUAGAAAGAGGCCAGCCAGUUGAACGGAGGGGGCGUGAUAUUGGUGCCUUGAUGGUUCGUCGGAUUUUGGAAUUGGAGAGCAAUUUUUGCUUUGGGGAGGGUGGUGCAGGUACUUGGAGUGAUGGAAAGCUAGUAACUAGAAUUGGAAGGAACAAUGACAGUGUUAUGGCGGUUAUGAAAACUCUGGUUCACUUUGGAGCUCCAGAAAACAUCUUGAUUGAUGGAAAGCCUCAUUUGGGAACUGAUAGGUUGGUUCCACUGCUCCGCAACUUUCGGCAUCAUCUACAGGACCUGAAUGUUUCUAUCAAGUUUGGGACACGGGUAGAUGAUCUGAUAAUAAAGGAUGGUCAUGUUGUGGGGGUCAAAGUUUCUGAUUCAAGGGACCAAUUGAAGCUAGAUUGCCAUAAGUUGGGAUUUGAUGCUGUCAUUUUGGCUGUGGGGCAUUCUGCUCGUGAUAUAUAUCGCAUGCUUCUUUCCCAUAAUAUUGAUUUGGUGCAGAAAGAUUUUGCUGUUGGUUUGCGGAUCGAACACCCCCAAGAACUAAUAAACAGUGUACAGUAUUCUGGUCUGGGCACUGAGGUUCAUAGAGGACGUGGGAAAGUACCAGUGGCAGAUUACAAGGUUGUUAGUUAUGUUAGCCAAGAGGAUGGGAAGACACCCUCAAAUUCAGUCUCUACAAGUCGUAGUUGCUAUUCCUUCUGCAUGUGUCCUGGUGGACAGGUCGUCCUAACUAGUACAGGUCCAUCUGAGCUCUGCAUCAACGGGAUGUCAUUUUCUCGUCGUGCUUCUAAGUGGGCAAAUGCUGCACUUGUUGUCACUGUCUCGACACAGGACUUUGAUGCCCUGAAUUUUCAUGGGCCUCUUGCAGGGGUUGACUUCCAGAGGGAGUUUGAGCAAAGAGCUGCUGUAAUGGGAGGAGGAGAUUUUGUGGUGCCUGUGCAAAAAGUUACUGAUUUUCUAGACAAGAAGUUAUCAGUAACAUCUUUGCCACCAUCAAGCUAUCGGUUAGGAGUGAAAGCAGCAAAGCUUCAUGAGUUAUUUCCGAUGACCAUAACAGAUGCUUUGCGGCAUUCAGUCUCAGUGUUUGACAAAGAGUUACCGGGAUUUAUCUCCAAUGAGGCUCUUCUCCAUGGAGUCGAGACAAGAACCAGCUCUCCUGUUCAGAUUCCUCGCAGCAGUGAGACUUAUGAAAGUAUGUCGUUGAAAGGGCUCUACCCAAUUGGUGAAGGAGCAGGUUAUGCUGGUGGGAUUGUAAGUGCUGCAGUUGAUGGCAUGCUUGCAGGAUUUGCUGUGGCAAAAAGAUAUGAUUUGUUUCUGGAUGGCAUAGAGUCAGUUUUGGGGAAGGCUCAAGGUGCUGGAUUUGGGGAAGAGAAAUGGAAUGGGUUGAGCUUCUACUCUGAACUUCAUGGCCGAAUGUUGCUGACUCCUAAGGUUUGCUUGUGCUCCAUUGUUGAAGAGGAUCCUAAUGAUGGUCAUGAAAGAGCAAAUUGA